Cavenderia fasciculata is the source of this 2325-nucleotide messenger RNA. RefSeq names its product putative cationic amino acid transporter (gene ctrB). Gene Ontology annotation, cellular component: plasma membrane. The record is from RefSeq and is a predicted model, not a curated record. NCBI's taxonomy places the organism in Eukaryota, Evosea, Eumycetozoa, Acytosteliales, Cavenderiaceae. Gene Ontology annotation, molecular function: amino acid transmembrane transporter activity. Gene Ontology annotation, biological process: transmembrane transport; amino acid transport. Bases 1 to 2325 code for a protein of 774 amino acids. The transcript is spliced from 3 exons.
AUGAAAAAGUCAUUGAUAGAGAGUGACCAAUUACUUUAUAAUAAUGAUGGAAGAAAUGAAGACGACAAUAACAACAACUCUGUCACUCAUCAAGACGGUAUCAAUACACCACCGUCAUCAUCAUCAUCUUCCUCUAAAUAUUACAAGGAUAGAAAAUAUAAAAUGAUUGCAGACGAAAAUCCAAUGAGAGGUGGAGGCAAACCUCCAACGUCUUAUGAAAAGGAAGAUUAUCAAUUUUCCAAAAAUAAUUCCAAUUCCACCAUGACUGCAUCAUCAUAUACAACAAAUACUGGAAUGUCAUCUUCAUUAUCAAAUGAAAAGAUGAGUUUUGGAACUAGAUGUACAAAUAGAAUAUAUACAUUUGGACAAUUGUCCAAAAGAAAGAAAUCAUUGGAACAACUUCAACGAGAGAUGGCAGAUAGUGUCAUGAAGGAAGAGUCUAUGAUAUCGUCGACGAGUGAGUCGGGUAGUUCAUCCAAUGUAGACGAAGAAGAUGAAGAAGGUCAAGUGUCAUCGGAACCUCGUAUUCAAGGUCAAGACAGUAAAAAGUUUAAAAAAUGUUUAUCAGUGUUUGAUUUACUGGCAUUUGGUAUUGGUGCUAUUAUAGGUAGUGGUAUCUUUGUAUUGACAGGUGUAGCUGCAAAAGAGAAAGCUGGUCCAGCUGUCAUUCUAAGUUAUGCAGUCUCUGGAAUAGCUUGUGCUCUCUCUGGACUAUGUUAUGCUGAAUUUGCUACACGUGUCCCAUGUUCAGGUUCAACUUAUUCCUAUUCUUAUAUUGUAGUUGGUGAAUUAGUUGCUUGGAUUAUUGGUUGGGAUUUAACUUUAGAGUAUAUGAUUGCAAGUGCAACCGUAGCAAGAGGAUGGAGUGGAUAUUUAAAUUCAAUUAUUGUGGCAGGUGGAGGAUACCUACCACACCCAUUUGCACCAUUUGACAUUGGAAAUGGAUUUUCAGUUGAUAUCAUUGCCUUUUUUUCAGUUAUCUUGUUGACUGUGAUUGUUGCAUUUGGUAUGAAGGAAUCGGCUCGUUUCAACAAGAUCUUUGUAGUCAUUAAAAUAGCCAUUGUAUUAUUUGUGAUUGUUGCCGGCUCGGUCUAUGCCGACACUAAAAAUUGGGAGCCAUUUGCUCCAUACGGUGCCAACGGUGUCUUUAACGCCGCUGCCAUCACUUUCUUUGCCUAUCUUGGGUUUGACGGUGUGUGUAAUGUGGCCGAAGAGGUCAAGAACCCACAACGCGAUCUUCCCAUUGGUAUUUUGGGCUCACUCGGCAUUUCAACGAUACUGUACAUGCUUGUGGCCGUCGUCUUGACGUUGAUGGUACCCUACUCUGAGAUGGAUAUCAGUGCACCGCUGUCGCAGGCGUUUAGCAGUAAAGGUUUGCAAUGGGCAUCGAUUAUAGUGAGUAUUGGUGCGUUUGCGGGACUCACUACCGCUCAAUUAUCAGGUCUGUUGUCACAACCUCGUCUCUACUACUCGCUGAGUCGCGAUGGAUUGUUGCCCAAAUGGAUGUCACAUAUUCACCCACGUUUCAAGACACCAUUCUACUCUACCAUCUUUACAGGUGUCUGUGCAGCCAUUAUUGCCCUGUUUGUAGAUAUUAAUAUCCUAGCUGAUAUGGUGUCUAUUGGCACACUACUCUCCUUCACACUAGUAUCGACGUGUGUACUUAUCAUGCGGUAUCCAUCAAUCGACCACAAGAGUCAGUCCAAUGCAAAAUGGAUCGUCCGUGAUUUCCCAGUUGCUCUCCAACGUCCUAUGUAUCUAUGCAUGUAUAUUGCUGUAUUUGGACUAAUCGCCGGGGCAGGUGUACAAUACUCGCUCCACUAUAGUGUCAUUAUCGUAUUUGGUGUGUUGAUGCUACUUUCAAGUGCCGUCCUCUUUUUCCUCGUACCUUCCAAUAUUCCAACAGGGUUCAAGUGUCCGUGGGUACCUUUGCUUCCCAUCCUCUCGAUUUGGGCCAACAUGUAUCUCAUGAUCUCGCUCAGUUGGGGUACUUGGAUGCGUCUAGUUGUCUGGCUGUUUAUCGGUCUACUCAUCUAUGUCUUUUACGGACAAAAGCGUAGUCAUCUUGGAAAGGAGCAAGAACUCAACACCCUUGCCAACCGUAGCUCAGACAACCAUGGUGACCUCUCUGCAUCACUCCACCUCAAGGAAAAAGAAAUGAUGUCUGUUGGAACACCAACCACCAACAACAACAAACAAAUCGAUCAAUAUGUAAACGAAAUACAAGAUCGUUCGAAUUCAACCAAACCACAACCAGAAGACGAUGAACCAACCCAACAAGAAGAACCUAAUAUUAAUAAAUUGGAUGAUGAAAAUGACCAAUAA